UCACCGGUGAAGCCGCUGCAGGGCCGAGGCUGCAGCCUGCAGGUCUCCCCGGACGAGCGCGUCAGCACCCUGAAGCAUCUGGUCUCUGAGAAGUUGAACGUCCCAGUCUCUCAGCAGCGGCUGCUUUUCAAGGGCAAAGUCCUGGCAGAUGAGCACCGGCUCUCAGACUAUUCCAUCGGCCCCGAGUCCAAGCUGAACCUGGUGAUCAAGCCACCGGAGAAGGCUUCCCCCGAGGACCCAAGGCACAGGGGACCCCUGCCACCAUUCCCGACCAUCUGGCACCCGCUGGGCCAGGUUCUGGCUCGGCACUUCAGCACAGCUGACGCGGAGAAGGUGCUGGAGCAGCUGCAGAAGGAUUAUGAGCGGAGCCUUCGCCUGCUGAGCCUGGAUGACAUUGAGCGGCUGGCUACGUGGCUGCUGCACCCAGAGGUGGCUGAUGCGGUGGAGAUGGGAUUCCUGGACUAGCACCCAGACAGCCGUGGGCCCGGGGGAAAGACUUCAGCCUGGCCCUCCCUGCACCUGGAACAAGGCACCUGCAGGCAGGGCCCAGUAGGGGGGCUCGGGGUCCCUCUGCCCCCUCCUCACGCCUCUGAACUGCUGCUAAGGAGCCUGUCUGUGUCUCCCA
Molecule: messenger RNA, 625 nt
Organism: Chelonia mydas (Green sea turtle)
Lineage: Eukaryota; Metazoa; Chordata; Testudines; Cheloniidae
Product: ubiquitin-like protein 4A
Exons: 1
Biological process (GO): post-translational protein targeting to endoplasmic reticulum membrane
Molecular function (GO): protein binding
Source: RefSeq, a predicted model, not a curated record